CGUCAUCAGCCCGUCAUUCAUCAAGAAACAUAAAAAUUGAAUUAUUUUGCAGCUGUGGAAGAAAACAAGUGAGCAAUUUUAUUAGAUUUUUUGCAAUAAAAUCGGUGUUAGUUUCCAUCCCAUUUGAGUUUUUCCAGCGCAUUAUGGAUUCUGUUACGGUUCUAGAUGGUUACUUACGUAAAGCAGUCAAUCCCGUAAACGCCGAACUGGACAUUUCUGCCAUCGAUCAGUUUUGUCUAACACUGAAAAAGGAUCCUUCGUUGAUAUCGUCGGCCCCUUCGCUGUUGGCCAGUCGGAUUCAAUCGGCGAACAGCAAAGAAGCUUUGCUGGCGCUUGAUGCACUGGAGGAAUGCAUGGAAACUUGUGGAAAGGAGUUCCGAUCGGAAAUUAACAAGUUUAGGUUUUUGAACGAGCUGAUCAAACUGGUCUCAAAGAAAUUCGAUGGCGAUAAGACACCGAAAGAAGUUUCGGAGAAGAUACUGAAUGUCCUUCUAACCUGGACCAACAAAUACGACAACUGUGUAAAAAUUCAAGAAGCUUACAAUUUACUCAAGACACAAGGAAUUGAACACCACCCUCAGCAAAAUGUUGUAGUAAAAAACACUUCCAAGAAUGCACAACGUAACAGUUUAGACGAGAAAGAAUUUGCCAAGCUUCGGCAGCUAAUCCACAGCAGCAAACCGGAAGAUCGAGACAAAGCUAACUUGCUCAUACAGAACUUCUAUCGCGACGAUGAACGACGCACCCAGAUGAAGAUGAGACGGUUUGCAGAGCUACAGAAAGUGGGAGAAAACAUCAAGCUCUUGGAUGAGAUGCUUUCACAGUACAGUCCGGGUGAAACCUCCGAAGAUGAACUGGCAAUCAUCCGAGAAAUUUUCGAAUCAUGCGAGGGAAUGCAUCCCACCAUUAUUCGUUUAGCCGAGGAAACACAGCAUAGUGAAGGAAUGCUGGAAAAGAUAUUCGAAAUCAAUGAUAACCUAACUCAAGUAUUGGACAAAUAUCGGCUGCUAAUUCUGAAAACACCAUCUGCCGAGCACAAGCCAAGCAGUUCCGCCAUUUCUUCGCCCACCUCUCUAUCGUCGAAAGCUUCGUACUCUGCAAACAUCAACGUCCCGGAUCCGCUCGAUAGCCUGUUCGAUAUUUCAACCAUCCCUUCGAGCAGUGAGCCAGCGCGCAAUGCGUUGGAUGAUCUCAGUGAAAUAUUCGCUACCUCUAUCAGCACUGAUGGAGCGGAUUCGAAAGUGAAUGCUUCUACCUCAUCGGCAUCUAUCGUCAAUACGGAUACAAUUCUGACCCCAUUGGUGUUGAGUAACGGGUCUAAUGCACAGAUAGAUUUUUUGGAACCAAUGGUAACGAAUGGGGCGAAUAAGUACAGCGGGAUCCAGGGCUUGCUGCAGGGGAGCUCGAAUGGCUACGCGAAUACAAAUGCAAAAAUUCUACCGACACAUGCUGACAAAACAAAAAAGCCUUCCAAUAGUUUAACCAAUAGUACCAAAGUUGAUAGCUUGAGUGGCGCAAAAACCAUACCUGAUAUAGAUGUUUUGGUCAGUGGAAUGAAGUCAAAUCUUCUUUCACAAUUCAGCGCGAAGCCAAGUUCGGAAGAUGCAUCACAAUCGAAUGAAAUGGUCUCAAGUGAUGAUGACGACAAAGUAUUGAAUCCAAUCACUCCUACCGUUGAGGCCAAUAUUCCGCAUGUCUCGGCGCCGACGGAACCUUCUCCGGCAGAAGCUCCCAAAUCUAAACCGGAGUUCAAAUCACUGGCCGAAAUUGUUAUCGAUUUGGACAAUAUCCAGCCCAGUCGGGAACCAUCCCGCACCGUACUCAAUGAAAAGGAUGGCCUACAGAUAACGCUCAACUUUGCGAACGAUCAUCCGAGAUCGGAUGUUACGGUGAUUGUCAUAUCUACGAUCAAUCAAGGACGGGUGGAAAUUCCAAGCUUUUACUUUGAUGCCAGCGUUCGAAAACCGUGCAAGUUGCGGCUACUGCCUGCUUCAGGAACGCAACUUCCUGGUACGAAGCCUUUCCGGCCACCGGCUGACGGUAUAACGCAAGUCCUGCUGCUGGCGAAUCCCUCGGGAGAACCCGUAGAUCUGACGUGCAUUCUUACGUACUGCGUAGGAGACGAUCCGGAUCCAAUCAAAGACUCGAUAGUGAUGAAAGAUGUUCCCUUCGUCAGGGAAUAGUGCAAGAGCGAAUUAGAAACUAAUGUAAGUAAAAGAAAAGAGAUGGUAGUCUGUGAUUACAAGGCAAGCUGAAUAAUAAUUUAUUUUAGGCCUUUGAUUAAUUAAUUGCUUAAGCAGCACACAGUCAUUCAAAAUUGAUUUACGAUUUGCAGCAGUCUUUUUCAAGCAAAAUUAGUUGAUUUAAUCACUCGAUUCCUUGAAAGAACAUCUGGAUACUCAUAUUCUGACUAUCCAUAAAUCUGAUUCUCAUUGAAAAAUGUACGAAACAGGUAUCGCAGUAAUGUACUUCAUUGAAUUGAGUUAAGUUAUUUGAAGCAAGUCGAUUAUUUUACCUAGUAUUGUACAUUAUUACAGUUAUCCUGUCUGAACAAUUGAUUAAAAAAUAAACAAAUAUAUUACUUAUUUGAA
This is a messenger RNA of Armigeres subalbatus, 2591 nucleotides long. RefSeq names its product ADP-ribosylation factor-binding protein GGA1 (gene Gga). The transcript has 6 exons. The coding region runs from base 144 to 2183 and encodes 679 amino acids. Gene Ontology annotation, biological process: Golgi to plasma membrane transport; protein localization to cell surface; intracellular protein transport. Gene Ontology annotation, cellular component: trans-Golgi network. Gene Ontology annotation, molecular function: phosphatidylinositol binding; ubiquitin binding; small GTPase binding. The record is from RefSeq and is a predicted model, not a curated record. Lineage: Eukaryota; Metazoa; Arthropoda; Insecta; Diptera; Culicidae.